AUGACCGCCAAGCUUCGCGGCAAAAAGCUUGGCCACGUCAUAAGCCUUGUCGGUGCUGUGGGAUUCAUUUUGCAAGGAUAUGAUCAGGCGGUUGCCAAUGGCUUGCUCACUCUUGCUUCUUUUAUCGCUGUUUUCCCUCAGAUUGACACGUUGAACACUACGGGCUCAGUGAAGUCUCAUAACUCCACUAUACAGGGUACUACGGUCGCUAUCUACGAAAUCGGGUGUGCCUUAGGCGCCUUAUCAUGUGGCUUCAUCGGUGAUAGACUUGGUCGUCGCAAGACCAUAUUCCUGGCGGGAUGCAUUGCCCUUGUCGGAAUCAUCAUCCAGGCGACUCCAUUCGCUCUUGGUCAACUGAUAGCUGGUCGAGUGAUUACUGGCUUGGGUGUUGGUGGUUUUACGGCCACAAUUCCCAUGUAUGUCUCGGAGUCUUCAAGUGCGGAGGCACGUGGACGCAUGGUACUGUUACAGGGAUGGUUUGCCAUCGGCGGAGUUGCCUUCGCGACAUGGCUGGAGUUUGGUCUGUACUAUGCCGGUAACAACUCUGCUAGCUGGCGCUUUCCGAUUGCCUUCCAGGCCCUCUUUGCUCUAUUCGUCGUUUGCUGUAUCAUGUUCUUACCCGAAUCACCCCGCUGGCUUGCCAAAUCUGGUCUCAUGAACGAGGCGGCCGAGGUUCUGGCCCGUCUUGAGGACGUGACUAUAGAUUCCGAGCAUGUUAUGCAGGAGCUGGAGAUCAUCCGACAGUCCCUUGCAGAGGGCGAGGCCAAUGCAUCAGAGGCUUCCUCUUCAGCUUUCGCAAGGACUAAAAAUCGCCACAUCCACCGCACUCUCCUUGCAGUUGCAGUCAACAUCCUGGCCCAGAUGACUGGCGUCAAUAUCAUCACUUUUUAUUCUGACACUAUCCUCGAAUCCUCUCUCGGGUAUUCAGGAACCAUCGCCCGCAUAAUUUCCGGCUGCCUGCAAAUUUGGCAAUUCUUUGCAGCCGGACUAGCCGUCCUGUUGAUCGAUCGAUUCGGUCGUCGCCCCUUGCUCAUUGCUGCUGCAUGUGGCAUGGUCAUUGCUCAGGCCUGUCUCGCCGGUCUUUCUAGUGACCUGCAGAAUCACUCCGCAGCCAGCGCAUCAAUUGCAUUCUACUUCAUCGCACUCUUCUGCUUCCCCAUUGGUCUGUUUCUUGUUCCGUUCAUGUAUGCAGCAGAGAUCGCCCCCUUGCGCAUCCGUGCCAAAGUAACCGCUAUGUCAGCCGCUGCAAAUUGGAUCUUCAGCUUUGUUCUGGCCGAGGUGUCCCCCAUUGGGUUCACUACAAUCUCGUGGCGAUAUUACAUCGUAUAUGCCUGUAUCAGCGCUUGCGCUCUGACAACUUUCUAUUUCUUCUGUCCUGAGACGAAGGGCCGGACUUUGGAGGAAAUAGACGAAAUCUUUGUGAAAUCAAAUUCUGUUUUUGAUACUGUGAAGGUUGCACGGGAAAUGCCCUUCCAAACUGAUAUACUGGCGAGCAUUGACGAGGAAAAGCUCGGAGUGACGGUAGAGCGGAUAGAAAACGUUAACGAAUAA
This is a messenger RNA of Penicillium taxi, 1551 nucleotides long. Its product is annotated as sugar porter family MFS transporter. Lineage: Eukaryota; Fungi; Ascomycota; Eurotiomycetes; Eurotiales; Aspergillaceae. Gene Ontology annotation, biological process: carbohydrate transport; transmembrane transport. The transcript is spliced from 4 exons. Gene Ontology annotation, cellular component: membrane. Gene Ontology annotation, molecular function: carbohydrate:proton symporter activity. Bases 1 to 1551 code for a protein of 516 amino acids. The record is from RefSeq and is a predicted model, not a curated record.